UCUCCCCACAUUUGACCUAUCGUACAAGAUCAUAACAAUCCACAAGUAUAGCAUAGACACAUUCACCUAAACUCACGGCAUCUUCUCAUCUCACCAACAUGUCUACUCCCGACCCAACACCGCCGCCCCUCUUCACCAUCCCCAUCACUUCCACCAACGGCACCUUCACCUGCACGAACCCGUCCGCGGCGGAACAGGACCGCAACAUCUACAUCCUCACCUUCACCUCCCCGAAAGACAACCGCCUCACACCCACCUUCAUCGACGCCUUCCUGCUGGCCCUCGACAUCAUCGAAUACCGCUACCCCAAGGGCGUCGUGAUCACCACCAGCGGCAUCCCCAAAUUCUACAGCAAUGGUCUCGACCUCGAACUCGCGCAGUCCACCGAGGGCUUCGUCGAGAAAUGGUUAUGGAAGUUAUUUCGGCGGGUACUUACCUACCCAAUGCCAACCCUCGCCCUCCUGAACGGCCACGCCUUCGCCGGCGGCCUCAUGCUGGCCAUGUACCACGACUACCGGAUCCAGAACCCCAGCAAGGGGUACCUCUGCAUCAACGAGCUGGAGUUCGGGGUGCCGCUGCAGUCGCCCAUGAUGAGCGUCUUCCGGGAGAAGCUGUCGGCGACCGCGUUCCGCGACCUCGUGCUCGAGGCGCGGCGCUUCGGCGGGCCCGCCGCCUCCCGCGAGGCCGGCUUGGUCGACGCGUACGGCGGGCUGGCGGAGGCGGUGCAGUUCUUGCGCGACCGCCGGCUGCAGACGAAAGCUGCCACGGGCAUCUAUGGGAUGAUGAAGGAGGAGAUGUGGCGGCAGUCGUUGGGGAUUCUGGAUGCGCAUGCGGAGAUGGUGGCGUGGCGGGAUCGCGUGGAGGAGCGGAAGGCGGAGGAGGAGGGGGCCGCGAGGGGAAGGGUCGAGGCUUGGGAGAAUGAGGUUAAAGCUAAGCUUUGAUCUUUUGGGGGAGCGGUUGCUGGGGGAUGAGGCCUGGGAACUGGGUGCUGGGAGCUGGGGUGGAGGGGUACUAAGAGGUAUUGGGUGAGGGUGAGGAUGAAGAUCUGGUGGGUUAUGGUGGAUGUUGGUUGUGGUGUUUCUUGGACAUAUGCUAAACACUUGCUCUGUUUUAGUUGUUCUGCGCUAGAUGCGUUGGAUUAUAGGUAUCUAUCACUUGGAUCUGAUGAAUAAAACUAUAUACAUGUACAGUAUUCUUG
Molecule: messenger RNA, 1198 nt
Organism: Aspergillus aculeatus ATCC 16872
Lineage: Eukaryota; Fungi; Ascomycota; Eurotiomycetes; Eurotiales; Aspergillaceae
Product: enoyl-CoA hydratase/isomerase family protein
Exons: 2
Coding region: 99-941 (280 amino acids)
Biological process (GO): fatty acid beta-oxidation
Cellular component (GO): peroxisome
Molecular function (GO): delta(3)-delta(2)-enoyl-CoA isomerase activity; enoyl-CoA hydratase activity
Source: RefSeq, a predicted model, not a curated record